This is a messenger RNA of Eurytemora carolleeae, 1610 nucleotides long. RefSeq lists its product as uncharacterized. Lineage: Eukaryota; Metazoa; Arthropoda; Copepoda; Calanoida; Temoridae. The record is from RefSeq and is a predicted model, not a curated record. The transcript has 9 exons. Bases 313 to 1293 code for a protein of 326 amino acids.
AUACAGCAAGGUGCUCAGCUUCUAGAAAAAAAUAAAGCAUGAUACGCAGCUUCUAGAAAAAUAGAGCAUGAUAUGCAGCUUCUAGAAAAAUACAACAUGAAAUGCAGCUUCUAGAAAAAUACAACAUGAUACGCAGCUUCUAGAAAAUACAGCAGCUAGCACAUUUUUCAGACCGGGUUGACUUUUGAAUAUCGCCAGGCAUUUGACCUCAUUGAUGUUCUAGGAUUUGAAAUUCUUUCCAUUAUGUUUUAUAUUUUUUCUUUUUAGAAAACGUAUAGACUUAAGAAGGUGGGGGAAAAGGAAAACAGGAUCAUGAAGGAGAAGAUGAGAGAAGAGGGGAGAGAGGAGGAGGAAGAGGAGGAGAAGGAUGAGGAAAAUGGGUUUUGCAGAUUUAGUCGAACUGAAGUUCGGUUUCUAGGAUUAACAAACAUCAAGAGAAUAAAUAGAACAUGCUCAACAUUAUCCCUUUCCAGACCCUCCUCCUCCUCCUCCUGUUCGGAAUCCUCGGAUAGAACCUUGUUCUGCUCCUCAAUAGAUCUAGUUCCUUGGAAAUCUAAGUCUCCUGAGAUGUUAACGCUGACACAACCUUUACCCAACCGUUGUCUGUUCUCCCCGCUCUCAGUGACCGACAGCUACUGGAGAGGUUCAAUGUGUACAGAGUCAUCGUUAAAGUCGCCAGGUUCUGUUACUGAGUGUUCCCUUCUCCCCCAGCUGUCUAUGGUGACCCAGUAUUCUACAGACUGUUGUACAGGACCUGGUUCUACAGCCACAUGUUCAAUGAUGACCCAAGGUUCUAUAACUGAUUUCUCUCUGGGUUCCUCCUGCAAUAUUACAGGGGAAGAAUCAGAUCAAAAAUAUACUUCCUCUCGACACUGGACUCCAGGCGAACACUCUAGAACCUCUCUACCCUCCUCCCCUUCCAGAGGUUCUCCACCUCCCUCUCCUACAAGAUCAGAGGACUCAUUUUCAACUUUUUCAAAGGAGCACUGUAGCAGUUGUGAAACCUUGAUGAAGAAAGGAAGUGUAAGGAAGGUUCUAGAUAAUCAGAAGCAUACCUUGAGUAAGGCUGGUAAACUGAACAGAUCGUAUCUUGAACUGGAAGACGACAAAUCUGUUGAAGAACUGGAUCUUCUGUACGCUGAACACGAUGUUCACCAUGACCUGGAAGCUGGAGAACAGCAGGAAUCUGAAGAAUCGUCGGCUGAAUGGCCGAUAAGAUCCCUGUGCCCCGACUAUUCAAGAAUUGUUUUUGAACAAUUAAUCAGAAUAUUCUGCCUUUCCCUUCUCGGCUGAAGUGAGUGGUAAAAAAGGAAUAGCUUAAAGUAAUUCCGCAAUUGUUUAAAGAUGUCCCAAACCCUAAAAUUAGGAGACUAUGAUUUAUAUGUACGGCAGGACCAUCUCAAAAAUAUAACUUCCUGGUUAUAAAAAAAAAUUUGCGGAUUAUCUUUGAAACCAAAUUUUUAAGAUUUAAAUCCUUUUUCUGAAAAAUCUGACAGACAAUCCUAAAUUAAAUUUAUAUUUAAUUUUGGUUUGGCUGUAAUCUCUCUUUAGGAAAAAAAGUUAUAAGUACAAGAUUUAAAUCUUAAAAGUUCUAAUAUUAGUUUUGAAUA